GUACACGUACGAGAGCGAAUAAUGUAAAUACAUAUAAUAAGGACUUCUCAGUGGCAGUGGUCGACCCCGUAUUCGAAGCCAGUUCAGUUGAGAAUUUUCAUUUGAGAGCGACAGUUUCGAUCGGGAUGAACGUAGUGGAUUUUACGAAGGAAUUUACGGAGCUGAUUAGUCGUUGGAAGAGGCCCACUUUUGCAAACGUAAAGUAGAUGGCAGCCAGUCCCCGGUAGUAACGAACGAUAAAUUGUUAAACGCGAUACAAGAUGUGCUUCAAGUACAGCUGGGAGUGAAUUUGCGAAUGCCUGACUAUUCUUCAGUGAAGACACCUGCGACAGGAAUCGCAGUAUGUACUCCGAACGCACCUACGAUCUUAAAGCCGGACAUCGAAAGUGGUGGCUAUUUGGCGAGAUUCGGAUCGCUGGAUACUUUGAUGCUAUCGUGUGAAUCCAAGAAUAUCCUCAGUCCUGCCACCGAACCACCGAAAAGUGGGGGAAAGAUGGAGGUCGUUGAGAACAAGGCAAUCUUAAGAUCCGACAAAGUAAAUCACGCAAACUCCGCCAAGAGAAGCGACACGUUCGUUCGCGAAGAAGCUAGAAAGAAAUCAAUGAAUGGCGUCGUGAACCAGAAGGGAGACGAUGGUUCCCCGCGAAAGGAGCCAGUCAUUAACGAUCUAAAGAAAAUCAUAAAUGAUAUGCUCGUGCUACGAAGGCACGCAGCGGACGUCGUAUCGAAAAUCGACGACAUGAAGCAGAAAGUGUAUCCACAGACAAUAAAGCCUAUUCGGCGCCUGUCCUCCGUCGGCGUUUAUUCCAGCACGAGUCGUACCUCGACGCUGACGAGACCACCUCCAUCGUCGAAGCAUCGAAGAUCUACUUCCGGUGUUCUGGGUACACCCACGUCUUCGAAAUUGAAUCUGGCGCCUCCAACAGAGAAAAGCAUCCCUCUGCAGAAGCGCAAGAGCACCUAAGAUCGCGACAAAUCUCUACUGCGGACUUUUUAAUUACCCUAAUCUUCGAUACGCGUCAGGAAAGCGUAAUAAUGUACAGAAAUCGAGUCAAGGACUCACUUCCGGUUCCCUGGACCGUGGUAACGGAUUAACUUAACAAGGACUCGAGAUUAGGCGUCGAUGAAGAGACGGGAAAUUGGGGCUGCGUUUGCGUGUUGAACUCCAUACGGAAGCUCGAAACGAAGAAAACGAAAGCUAAAGAACUCGAGAGAUUACGAAGUCAAUUGAUCAGGUUAUGUUCUACUAAUGACGUGCGUGACUCUGCGGUUUCGUUUGCUAAGACCGCUGAUAGAUGCCAGAAAACGCAUCGACCCGAUAUCGCGUAAACCAGCAUGGACGUUCGAUUUGAUCAUAGUUGAAGUUUCGAUAUGCCGAACGAGGCAACCUAAUUCAGUCAUGUGUCGAAAAAUUCGCGUCAUCGAUGAACUUCGUCGAAUCACCGUAUUCGUCGUUUCUUCCCGCUCGGCGUCGAAUUGCUAAUCCGUUUUCGUUUAAGGAUGUGUUUACAUUAAUGUACGUACUUUCUUAGACGAAAAUGGUAAUUCGAUGUUGAAGAGAAGAGGAACGAUGAUUCGAUCGAAUUUAUCGAUGACGCGUAUCUUCUAUCACACGAUCGAAUUAGGGUACCUCGAUUUCGCAUAUCGAGAAACUAAACGAUGAUUAAAAUCGAGUCUGUACUGUUUUUCGCAAUAUCGGGUCGCUGCGUUCUUCUAUCGACUAUCAGGGGGUUGACGGAACGAAACCGCAGAUGCAGCACGAAAUCGUUAGAAUGGAAUCGAAUUGUUGCACCGUCUAUUGCUCCCUCGAAUCUCCGCGCUCUUCUCUCAUUUUAAGUUCAGGUAUGGCGCUCGGUACGUGAACAAGUUCUCAAUUUAUCGUUGAGUACUCGGCAGUUAACUGUGAAGCCUUGUUAGCUUAAUUCCUUGUUAUGUGAUUUAACGAACAUUGAUGGUAGUGAUAUUAAUUUUAUAUUUCGGACUAGAAUCGAUACUUAUAAAAAUAGGUAGUCUUGCGUAGGAUGGAUUUAGGUAUAAUAGGUGUAUUUCUUCGAGUUCUCAAUGUUUCGUUCAUGAUCGAGUCCUUUUUAGAAUACAAUUAUUUUUAAUUAACUUGUUCGAUCCUUCGAGCAGGAUGACGCUUUUUGGAAUAUCCUCGUUAAUUUCGAUUCUCUGAAUGGUCUUGUUCGAUUUUCUACUUUGAUAUCUGUCCAUUGUGUAACUUUUUCAAACACUUCCCUAGCACCAUUAGACUUGUGUUAAUAUUCUGCGAUUCCUGCGAUCUGUCUCCGAUAUUUAAUGUCUUUUUUAAACGUCCUGUGUUGACUUGUACAGAAUUAGGGUCGUUCUCGAUAUAGUACUUCAAAAGUUUGAUGGUAAAUACACAGUGAGAUCUUGAGCUUUAAUUUGUACUGUCCGGAAUUUUGUAUAUAAUAUUGUCUGGAAUUAUUUUAUUGACCUGAACAAUUACUAUCGACUUUGUUAUUUAGUGUCCACUUACUUCUCGUACACAAUUGCUUGAAAUAUUUAAUAAACGAUAGUAACGUUA
This is a messenger RNA of Hylaeus anthracinus, 2548 nucleotides long. RefSeq lists its product as uncharacterized. Lineage: Eukaryota; Metazoa; Arthropoda; Insecta; Hymenoptera; Colletidae. The record is from RefSeq and is a predicted model, not a curated record. The transcript has 5 exons. Bases 296 to 964 code for a protein of 222 amino acids.